Emericellopsis cladophorae is the source of this 1059-nucleotide messenger RNA. Its product is annotated as Alcohol dehydrogenase-like protein. Lineage: Eukaryota; Fungi; Ascomycota; Sordariomycetes; Hypocreales; Bionectriaceae. The record is from RefSeq and is a predicted model, not a curated record. The transcript has 2 exons. Bases 1 to 1059 code for a protein of 352 amino acids. Gene Ontology annotation, molecular function: zinc ion binding; oxidoreductase activity.
AUGUCACCCAGCAUCCCUUCUGAGCAGUGGGCGCAGGUGAUUGAGAAGCAAGGCUCCGUGACGUACAAGAAGAUCCCCGUGCCCAAGCCCGGGCCCGAUGAGGUCCUCGUCAAUGUCAAGUACUCGGGCGUCUGCCAUACCGACCUGCACGCCAUGAACGGCGACUGGCCCCUGGCCACCAAGCCCUUCCCCCUCGUCGGCGGCCACGAGGGCGCGGGCGUCGUCGUGCAGCUCGGCGAGCUCGCGACCGAACUCAAGAUUGGCCAAAAGGUCGGCAUCAAGUGGAUCAACGGCUCGUGCCUGGCCUGCCCGUACUGCCAGCGCGCCGACGAGCCGCUGUGCGCAAAGGCCACCAUGAGCGGCUACACCGUCGACGGCACCUUUCAGCAGUACGCCGUGGCCAAGGCCGCCCACGUCGCCCGGAUCCCCGACGAGUGCGACCUCGAGGCCAUUGCGCCCGUCCUCUGCGCCGGCAUCACCGUGUACAAGGGACUCAAGGAGUCCGGGGCCAAGCCCGGCGACACAAUCGCCAUUGUCGGCGCCGGCGGUGGCUUGGGGUCGCUGGCCCUGCAGUACGCUUCCGCCAUGGGUCUGCAUGCCAUCGGCAUCGACGGGGGCGACGAGAAGAAGAAGCUCGUGGAGAAGCUGGGGGCCCAGACAUUCAUCGACUUUACAAAGACCAACGACCUCGUCGCGGACGUCAAGGCCGCGACACCGGACGGUCUGGGCCCUUCAGCCUGCCUGCUGCUCGCCGUGAGCGAGAAACCCUUCCAGCAAGCCACAGAGUAUGUUCGUUCGCGCGGUGUCGUGGUCUGCAUCGGGCUACCGGCCAAUGCGUCCAUCUCGGCGCCCGUUUUCGACACGGUCGUGCGCAUGAUCAACAUCAAGGGUAGUUACGUCGGCAACCGCGCGGACACGGCCGAGGCAAUUGACUUCUUCCGUCGGGGCCUCAUCCAGGUGCCCUCCAAGACGGUGGGACUGAGCAAGCUUCAGGAUGUAUACGAGCUCAUGGAGGCGGGCAAGAUCGCUGGUCGCUACGUCGUCGACACGAGCAAAUAG